AUGAACUUUCCAAUGUCUUGGGCAGAAUGCAGCCUCAUAGAGGAUGAUAAGGUCUUCGGCACCUUUUUGAACUAUGCUGCAAGCUCGUGGCAACGACACAGCAAGAUAAGCGACCCGAAAAGUCCUGAAGUGGUGGAGCUCAUGAAUCGGCUGUUCGAUACCAACGGCCCGAUUUGGGCACGGUGGAAAAUAUGGCUUGACGCAAAUGACAAUUCACGGAAGGCAGGGCACUCUGAAAUAAUCGGGGUCUCAGCUAGCCCGGUCUAUUAUGCAGCAUUGCUUGGGUUGAAUGAUACGGUGAAGUUCUUGAUCCAAAAUCGCAAGCACCCCAUUGACCAGAUCGGAGAUCGGGGUCAGACGGGGCUCCUAGUCGCCUGUGAAAAAGGAUAUUUGGAUGUUGUUAAGACCUUGAUCAAAUAUGGGGCAAAUGUCACAACUGAAACGAUUGACGGAUGGACGCCAAUCAAUAUAGCCUCCCAAAGCGGCCAUUCCGAAGUGGUCAAGCUGCUGCUUCGCGAGAAUGUGACUGGUGUCAUAAUUCCCAACAGAGCUGGGUGGAUGCCGAUCACCUUCGCGUCUCAGAUGGGUCAUUCCGAGGUGGUUAGACUACUUAUCGCGACGGGUGCGGAUAUCAAUACCACAAACAACCUGGAGAAUGGCCACAGAUUGUCACCACUCAACUUAGCCUCGACGUAUGGUCACACAGAGGUAGUGAAGCUACUUCUCGAUAGCGAUGCAGAUGUUAACAUGCCAGACGAAUUCGGAUGGACGCCAGCGAACUCUGCGUCACUGAAUGGUCACGCUGAUAUAAUGAAGCUGCUUAUCGCGGCGGAGGCGGAUAUCAAUACAACAAACAAGGACGGAUGGUCACCACGCAGCAUAGCCUUGGUGAACGGUCAGCUGGAGCAAGUGAGGUUACUACUUGAGAACAACGCAGAUGUGAACACUUCGGACGAUCAUAGAUGGACGCCAGUGAACGUUGCAUCAUACAGUGGUCACGCUGAAAUAGUGAAGCUGCUUAUUGCACGGGGAGCGGACAUAAAUGCAUCAAAUGAUGCCGGAUGGACGCCGAUCAAUACGGCAUCUCACAUGGGUCACAUCGAGGUGAUUGAGCUACUCACCAUGGCAGGGGCAGACAUCACUAUCCCAAACAGGGGAGGAUGGACACCAGUCAGCUCCGCAUCUGCAAUGGGCCACGAUAAAAUAGUUAGAUUACUGAUAGAUGUCGGGGCGGACGUCAAUGUCCCAGACAUCAAAGGGUGGUCAGCUGUUCAUGUAGCCUCAGCAAGAAAUCAUCUGGAAGUUGUGAAGCUUCUUCUCAAGCACAACGCAGAUAUCAGUAUUCCAGACAAGAAUGGGCAGUCACCUGUCACCUCGGCCUCUGCAAACGGUCACCUCGAGGUACUCAAGCUCCUCCUGGAGAGAAAAGCCGACAUCAAUUCAAAGGACCAUAGGGGCUCUACACCUCUACAUCUCGCUUCGGAAGGAGGCUCUGUGGACGUUGUCAAGCUCCUUCUUCAAUACUCUGAAAGAAACGGCGUUGAUGUUCAAGACGUCAUCGGAAGAACUCCUGUUUUCCUCGCCGCCGCUCGAGGACACGAGAAGGUCCUGCGCCUGCUUUUGCAAUCCAAUGCAUCUCCGCACAUUCACGACCAUUAUCAUAUGACCCCGUUGUGUACCGCUAUCAGAAAUGGACAUGAAGAAGCAGUCAGGGUUCUUCUUCCGCUAACCAAAAUCACAAAUGAUUCGGAGGAUGAUUUGGGUUCCAAAGUUGUUCGCUGGGCGUUUAAAAGCGGAAACAACGCCAUUAUUGACCUCGUGCGCCAAUGGGCUCAAGAAAUGGACAUUGGAUUUUGCCAAAGUACCCUUGACGUGGGCUGGAUUCGAAUCAGAUUCGAUCUAUCUUCAAGGUGGUGUGAUGUGUGUACUGGAACUAUCCCAACUGGCUCUUCUCACUACUCUUGCAAGACUUGUUUCGACUUUGAUAUAUGCGCGAAGUGCGAUUUGUCCGGUGCUAAAUGUUUGAAUUCUUCUCACGAGUGGGAGCACAUGCCAGGUCGCUCUUGA
Molecule: messenger RNA, 2067 nt
Organism: Penicillium argentinense
Lineage: Eukaryota; Fungi; Ascomycota; Eurotiomycetes; Eurotiales; Aspergillaceae
Product: Ankyrin repeat domain-containing protein 52
Exons: 1
Coding region: 1-2067 (688 amino acids)
Molecular function (GO): protein binding
Source: RefSeq, a predicted model, not a curated record